CCGCUGGCUGGAUGUAAAUGAGGGAAGCUGACCAGUGGAAACUCGCCGCAGUGGGACUGUGCGCCUCCUCUCUGCAGCUCACAUUCUCUCUUUCUCUCACAUCACUAUGGAUUUUUAUUUUGUAGCACUUUUUAUGACUUUUCUAGUGGCAUCGCUCACCCGCAGGUCAGGUGCGAGCGGGCCGGUCAUCAGAUGCGAACCUUGCGACAUCAGAGCGCGGCUUUUGUGCAAGCCAUUACCCAAGGAAUGCGCCGAAAGAGUCCGCGAACCGGGUUGCGGCUGCUGCAUGACUUGCGCCCUGAGCUUCGGCCAGCUUUGCGGAGUGUACACCGGGAGAUGCAGCUACGGGCUGACCUGUCAGCAUCAACCAGGUGAAACGAAACCCCUGCAGGCUCUGCUGGAGGGUCGAGGUGUUUGCGUAAACGCGACGAACAGGCGGCCGUCGGUCAGACCUACAACCACAUCUCCGGUCAAUGAAGUGCCAGCUAUGGCAGACAACAAAGAGGCUAAACAUAAUGAGGGGAAUCCAUCCACUGCACCUUCCAGGCCUUCGCUUCACCCCUACGUAUCCUCUGCAAAGUUAAAUGCCAUCAGAUGGGAGCAACAGAAGGCAACCCAGAUCUUUAAGACAGAGGACCUCCCAGGACCAGUCAUCACAGACCAACUAAACAUCUCUCUAGAGACCAAACAGGAGCCUGAGUAUGGUCCCUGUAGAAGAGAGAUCGAGCGCAUUCUCAGCACCAUGAAAAUUAACAACAUCCUCAACCCCAGAGGUUUCCGCAUCCCAAACUGUGACAAGAAGGGCUUCUAUAAGAAAAAGCAGUGCCGUCCAUCCAAAGGCAGAAAGCGAGGCUUCUGUUGGUGUGUGGACAAAUAUGGCCAGCCUCUGUCAGGGUUUGAUGGGAAGGAGAGAGGAGCCCAGCGCUACAACCCCAAGAGCCAAUAGGAGUGAAGCAGGCUGGAGAGGGAGGGAGAGUGGGAGUGUACAAAAAGAACUGUAAACAAACAGAGACACUAAGGAUAUUGGAGGAGAGGUCAAGAGAUGGCUCGGCUGAUAUGUGGAUGUUUGCUGUUUCUAUCUGUUGCCUGUGGGAUCCGUUCUUCACUGAGGCAGAACAAAGGGAGCAGAGAAAGUGUAUCAGGUGGAAAGUCCUGGAAUUUAUGCUACAAACAGACGAUAAGCUCUUUUAUUUCUUACUACCACCUAGACAGCUAAUGGAAAAAUUAUAUGCUUUAGAAUUCAUUUUGAAUGCCUUAAACUGAUUAGGAAACACACACAAACACAAAACUAAACACGACACAGAUGGCGAUAAGUUAUCUCUUCGAUUUACGCACAAUUAUGGCAUUACAUAUGUGUACAUACGUUUUGUUGUGUAGUCAUUAUUUGUAUGCUGGUAGUUUGGUGGAUAUGAUGACCAUGAAAUGUAUAUAUGUAUGAAUUUGCUGUUCAGUGUAAUCAUGCAGUGCCUUACGAUAAAUGCCUGUUUGUAUGAAUUUCAUUGUUUCCCGUGGAGUAUGACAGGAUUGUGCAGCUCAAACACUACCAUGCAUUUAAAGGGUAUCUAUGCUGGAUCUGUUAUCUUUGAUUUUUCAUAAAGCCAGAGAUUUUGUUCUGUGCGUUCCUUAGCUGAAGUGUUUGUAUGUAAAGUCUAGCAAUCAAAUUUCUAUUUUUACUUAAUAAAGGCAAUGAAAAAAAUG
Messenger RNA from Girardinichthys multiradiatus, 1698 nucleotides. Its product is annotated as insulin-like growth factor-binding protein 3. Gene Ontology annotation, biological process: regulation of insulin-like growth factor receptor signaling pathway. Gene Ontology annotation, cellular component: extracellular region. The coding region runs from base 107 to 946 and encodes 279 amino acids. The transcript is spliced from 4 exons. The record is from RefSeq and is a predicted model, not a curated record. Gene Ontology annotation, molecular function: insulin-like growth factor I binding; fibronectin binding; insulin-like growth factor II binding. Lineage: Eukaryota; Metazoa; Chordata; Actinopteri; Cyprinodontiformes; Goodeidae.